This is a messenger RNA of Ricinus communis (castor bean), 1174 nucleotides long. RefSeq names its product 30S ribosomal protein S5, chloroplastic. Bases 98 to 1027 code for a protein of 309 amino acids. Gene Ontology annotation, cellular component: mitochondrial small ribosomal subunit; ribosome. Lineage: Eukaryota; Viridiplantae; Streptophyta; Magnoliopsida; Malpighiales; Euphorbiaceae. The record is from RefSeq and is a predicted model, not a curated record. Gene Ontology annotation, biological process: translation. The transcript is spliced from 2 exons. Gene Ontology annotation, molecular function: RNA binding; structural constituent of ribosome.
UUUUAUCCUUCACUUCAGUUCUUUUUUUCUUUUCUAUUUUUUUUGUGUCUUUUUUUAGGGAUAAGAAAUCUCUCCUUCUUCACUUCUCCACUUAGCAAUGGCAGCAACAACGAUAACAUCAUCAGCUCUCUCCUCACUCUCUCUGCACACUACAAGUACUCCUCGCUUUUCUCUUCUAAAACCCAUUAUCAACAAACCCUUCUCUUCCUUCUCUCCCAGAUUAACCCAAUUCCUCUCUCUCUCUUCACAACCCAUCACAAUUACGACAGCCAGUUCAAGUGACAUUGACACUACAUUCUUUGACAAUCUCAACCCAGAAGACGACAUCGUCUUUGACCCACCAACCCCACCUGAAGACUUCGUUCCUCCACCUUCUUUCGAUGAAGAACCCAUGGAAACUGAAGAAGAAAUUGCAGCUGCUUAUGAGGAUCUGUACGGAGCCGGAUAUAGCGGAGUUAGUUAUUUGGGUAACGAUGUCUACGUAAUGGAUUCCAAAGUGAAGAAAACAACUGGGUUUGGGUCAAAAGGGAAAAGAGAGAAAAUUAGAGAUGGAUUUGAAGAGAGAGUGGUUCAAGUGAGAAGAGUAACUAAGGUUGUUAAAGGAGGGAAACAGUUACAUUUUAGAGCAAUUGUCGUUGUUGGUGAUAAGCAAGGCCAAGUUGGUGUUGGUGUUGGUAAAGCUAAGGAAGUUAUUGCCGCUGUUCAGAAAUCUGCUGUUAAUGCUAGAAGGAACAUUAUUACUGUACCUAUGACUAAGUACUUGACUUUUCCACACAGAUCUGAUGGAGAUUAUGGGGCAGCAAAGGUGAUGCUUAGACCUGCCUCACCUGGUACUGGAGUGAUUGCUGGAGGUGCUGUGAGGAUUGUUCUAGAGAUGGCUGGUGUGGAGAAUGCUUUGGGAAAGCAAAUUGGGAGUAAGAAUGCCCUCAACAAUGCCAGAGCUACUGUCGUUGCUGUGCAGAAAAUGAGGCAAUUCAGUGAUGUUGCUCGUGAGCGUGGGAUCCCAAUGGAAGAACUAUGGAAGUGAGGGAUGUAGGAUAGGCUUUUCUAUUUGCUAUGCUCUAUUUUUUUAUUUUUCUUUUCUCAGAUGAAUUCCUGUUUAUCAUGUCAAAAGAAAAUUGCCGCUCUUAUUUUGCGUUGGCAUUUAAAAAAAUGGAUAUGCUGAUCGACCUAA